Molecule: messenger RNA, 922 nt
Organism: Exserohilum turcica Et28A
Lineage: Eukaryota; Fungi; Ascomycota; Dothideomycetes; Pleosporales; Pleosporaceae
Exons: 3
Coding region: 214-690 (158 amino acids)
Source: RefSeq, a predicted model, not a curated record
GCCAUCUUAUGCCCAGCUCCCUCGUGCACCAGGCCCGCCCGAGUCGCAUGAAGCUCGUCUUGUCUUGUCCUGUCCUGUUCACUCGUGUCCCAUCUCAUCCUGUCCCUGCCACUAGCCCAUAAAUAUAUCCCCUCGUUCCUGUCGUCGGCCCCAUCCUUCUCCACGACUGCCCCCCCCGCCCGCCACGCCGCCCGCUUGUCUCCCUGCACCACCAUGACCUCGUCGUACUCGACACAGCCCGCCGCCAUGGACGACCCCGACCAUGGCUGGAAGCCAAACAACCGCCCCCAAUCCACCGUAGCGCGCAACUUCAUGACAGAGCUCAACAGCCUCUUCAACCUCGACGACGGUGGCGUCGAAACGCUCGACCGCACUGUCCAUGAAAAGAAGGAAGCCGUCAACUCGCAGACCAAGGAGCUCGAGGCUCUCGAGGCCAGGCUGCGCGCCGCCGAAGAGCGCCUCAACCAGGCAAAGAACCACUCGCCCCCGGCCAAGAGGGACCACGGCAACACUACCAAGACCACCAACCAAGACGAGGCACGGCUACAAGGCGCCGCCAGCCCGCUCGCGCAAAAGACGCCCAGUAUGCCAGGUGCGCUCCCACAGACAGCAACCCCUUCGUCAACCACCAGCGCUGACUAUGUCCUGGUAGAGAGGCCCUCGUCCUCUGCCCAAGCCGAGGCCGCAUAGCCCCAUGUCAUUGAUGAUAAUACCACGAUACCCAGGCACUGCGUCCUCCCUCAUCACUCUCUGGCCGCGGCACGCCCAUGGCGUGCAUCUUGGACAGAGGCAUACUUUUUUAUAAUCACUCAAGACAUUUUCUCUUCUGCUCAGGCGCCUACUUGUUCGUUUUCUUCUCGCGCCGUGGGCGCGCUUUCGAUAGAGGCUGCGGCCCUCCGUGGAUUAUCUAGCUGGAAAAUGC